AUGAAUUCUCCAUGUAUAAUAAAACAAAUUUGUGUAGAGAAACACAUACUCUGCUCAGAUUUGGCGGUAAUUGGUCUUAAUACUAUAAUUACCGAAACAAUAGCAAAAGAAAAAUUAGAUUAUGAAUUAAAUAUACAAAACACAACAAAUGAAAUAAAAGAAUGUCAAGAUAAUUUAUAUAAACAAUACAUGGCGAUGAAAAAUUCCAUUGAAUUAGGAAAAACACUUGCUGAAACAAUUGGAAAACAGAUCAUCGAAGAUAUUUGUCGUCUUUUACAACGUAGAAUUGAUAAAGAUAUAAGAGAAGAUAUCGUUAAAAGUCAAUUUAUUAAUCAUGAAGCUAUACAAAAACAAGCCUAUGAACAAAGUAUAAGUCAAGCAAAUGGUGAGAAUAUUCUUAAAUAUAUUUAUGAUAUCAAUCGAUAUUUCAUUGAGUUGAGUUUAAAAGAAGUAAAAACAACUUUACAUGCUGUAACACAUCAUCAUACAUUAAAUUUUCAACAUUUAAUUAUUAAAGCAAUUGAUACAGCAAAUAAAUUUGUUGAAGAACAUACAUAUGAAGACACUCUUGAAUUAAGAAAUGGGAUACGAAAAGCAAUUCUUGAUAUACCUGAAUUGAAAUCGACAGAAUCAUUGGAAAGAGAAUUAUACUCGAUGUUUGCGUUUAAUAAUGUUAUUCGCAUGACAAUUACAGACAAAAAGCUAUUUAACCAAGGUUUUGAAAAUAUUUGUACGUAUUACAAAGAUAUCGAAAAAACAAUAAACGAUUUAACAAAAAAUAUCAAAACUGAAGCAUUUAACAGUUGUAAACAGAGUAUUGCAUUACGACUUGGUUGCCAAGCUCGAUGUCCAGGAUGUGGUGCUAAAUGUAGUAAAACAGAACCUCAUCAGAAAGAAGAGGUUGAAGUUUGGCAAGAUCCUUGUAAAAUUUGUCUACCAAGUGAUUGUACGUGCAAACAUCCUGAACCAAGUUUUGUUGAAACUCAUGAGAGUACAUACCACUUGGCAACUGCAUUUCGUGGAACGCGAUAUCACAAAACACAUACACCGUGUCUUGAAUUGUGUUAUCAGCGUUGGACAACAAUAGGUGUUCAUGCAGGAAAACAGCAUCAACCGAAUAACUUGCAGAAUGAAAAGAGCGAUGAGACUGAAGAUGAGGAUGAAAUUAUAUUUCCAAAAGCUAAAUAUUAUAAUGAAAGAUAUCCAUCAUGGUAUAAUAACUUAAAAAAACAAUCAACAGAAGGUAAUGCAUGCAAUGAAAGGAUUCCACCGCCUGAUCAAAGACGUGCUUGGAUGGUUGUUCGUCAUGCAAUCGUGGAUCGUCAUAAAAUUUCUAUGAUCGACAACGAAGAAUAUGAUGAUAAGUUAUAUCCAUUAAAUGUCGAAGCUUUACCAGCAGACUUCGAGCCACGAUGGAAAGAUGAAAAUUUUGAAUAA
Molecule: messenger RNA, 1437 nt
Organism: Adineta steineri
Lineage: Eukaryota; Metazoa; Rotifera; Eurotatoria; Adinetida; Adinetidae
Source: the annotation of a GenBank genome assembly